UUUUUUUUUUCUUUUCUCAAGUCUACUUAAUAACUUGUUAUAUACAAAUUAAUCCAUUCCUUUCCUUUCAUCAUGUUAACAGCAUCGACUAUUCCUUCAUCAAAUGCUUUUGCUUCUACUAAUUUAGGGUCGCUAAUGCCUUCUUCUUUACAAUAUUCGAAAAGAAUAACUAACAAUCCUUUAACUGAGCUUAUUGAGACAGAACAAUCCUAUAUGGAAACAUUGAAGAUAAUUGAUUCUCAAAUUGCUCCCAUUUGGAUGAAACAAAUGACAUCUGCUGCACCUGAUUUCUCUGAGCUUUUAAAAUGUAUACAUGAUAUAUUAAAAGUGAAUAAACAAUUUUGUAUGAGAUUGACAAAUGUUACUACUACUCAUUCUCAAACAACAAGUGAGCUCGGUGAUAUUCUUAUACAAUGGGUCAAUGAUUUGGAGGCUCCCUAUGCAAAAUAUUGUAAAAACUAUAUCUCGAAUCUUAAUCAGCGUCAUGAUAUCCUUAAUAAUCCCUCAAUAAGAAAUAUGCUUCAAAAAUUAUCAAGUAAUCUUUCUUGUAAAAUUAACCUAGAAACACUCUUUCAGGCACCUCUUCAGCGAUUAAAAUAUUAUAAAGUUUUAUACAAUAAUCUAUUAGAAAGAUCAGACUCAGGUAGAACAGAUCAUAAAUUACUCUUGAAUGCAAAUAAAAGAAUUGACACUGUUAUGAUGUUGAUUCAUCGUACAACUACUCCUCAAGCUAAUAAAUUGUCUUCAAUUCAAACAAAUUUUUGUACUGAUUUGGCAACAUUUAAAAGACAGGUCAAUUGUUCAAAGACGAUAGAUCUUCAUACUGGUGUAAAAAUGAAUUAUGACCAAUUACAUUUAUCGAAUCAUUCUCAGUUAGUUAUGAGGAAUAGCUUUAUAAUGUUGCCGACAAUGGUUCAUGUGCAUCUAGUAUUGACAACUGAAGUGCUAGUGAUUUGUGAAGAAAAGAGUCAUGAUCAAUACUUUUUAUUAUAUACUCCUAUUCCUAUUAGUGACAUCACUGUAAAGACUGUGAAUGAAGAUAUUUGCUUUACUAUUUUGGGGAAAAAGCAACUUUUAUUAACAACUGAUUCAGUAGAAGUUAGAAACACGUGGGUUGGUAAUCCUCCAACAGCUGUUUCUCGACCUUUAAGUGAUGCUGCUCAUAAGAAAUUGUUGGCAGCAGCUAACCACCCAUCAACAAAAAAACCAAAUAUUCGAGAUACAGAUAUCUUUACUUAUUAUUCUGAAUCAGGUGGAGUUUCUCCUUUAGAAAGUUCAGAUGAGGAGAGUAAUACUAGAGAUACAAUUAUGGACAUUUAUGAUACGCAUAUCAAUUCAUCUUCUUUACUACCUCCUGCUAUUCCUCCCAAAGAUGUUACACGGCAAUUACAAACGAGUAAGAUGCCGCCAAAAAAGGGUAGCACCAACGUGCAUGAAAACUCUGUCCAAAUGACUUUUCUUCCUACUGCACAAAUCGCAACCCUAUCAGUUUCUUCUUCUUCUUCUUCUCCUAAAAUGAAUAGUAACCAUUCUUCUUCUCCAAGGAGUCCCUCUUCUCCAAGAGCAGUUGAAGUUCAACAAGCCAUUAUUCCUCAAGCUAUGCAAGCCAUUACUCAAAAAACAAACGAUUAUCUUUUACAGCAACAAAAUAAAGAUAGAUUUCAACCUAUUACAAAUUUUCAAAUGCGACCCUCUGUUCCUCGUUCUUCUUCUAUGAAAGAACAACAACAACAAAAGAGUAGUAAUGGUAAUUAUUCACAAAAGCCAUUACCACAACAACCGUUGUCUAGUCAACCCUAUAUCAAUAAAGCAGAUGGACAGCACAACAAUCGAUCCUAUAAUAAUAAUAAUACAACACCUUCUCAUUUACAACAAGUAUCUUCAGGACGAUAUAGUCCAUCCUCAAAUUUAGCUCAAUCUCAUUCAGAAGACUUUUCUCCUCAUAAUCCUAAUAUGCUCAAUGAUGUUAGAAAAAUCCUUUAUAGUAGUAAUCAAUGUGAGGUCUUUCAUUGGAGCAAUCAGUCCUGGUAUGCUACUGAUGGCCCCUGUUUAUUACAGAUCCGCCUUACCCAUACAAAUCGUAUAUCUGUUACUGUUCAAUUACAAAAGACAGGACAACUUUAUUUGAAUGCUUGGAUUAUGGCUAAUACAGUCAUUAGACAACCUUCACCAACUGAUAUCAACAUUUCACUUUAUUUAGGAAACCAAAAGGAGAACUAUUUGAUUCAUUUUAAAUAUCCACAGGAUGCAACUGUCUUUUCUACUAUUUUAAAUAAUGCUCAACGUCAACAACAACAACAACAACAACAGCAGCAACAGCAACAACAAACAAUAUUAGAUGUUGUAGACGAUGAGCCUUUAGACACAGUUAAUGUACCUCAGACACUAAAACCUGUGAUGCAAUGUAAGGCAAAACUAUUUGUACAAAAUGAGACGUCAAACUGGAGUACAUUUGGCUCAGUGACGAUGAGAAUUAGUCAACAAGCACCUAGUAUGCGUAUGCUAAUUCAGAUUGAAAAUGAUAAAACUAAAUUGGUACACGCUAUUGUAAAGAGUGGCAAUGUGGAACGAAUGGGUCCUAAACGUAUUUCAUUCUUACUGACAGAUGAAUCAUCCAAGACAAGUAUUGUUUAUAUGAUUCAUCUUCGAGAAGAACAAACUGGGAAUAAAAUUUAUGAAUAUUUGCGUACAAGGAAUGCCGAGAAUGGAUGGUAGACAAAGAGGAGUUGUGUAAUUUUAUAGACGCCUUGUUUCUUUUUCUUUUUUCUUUUUUCUUUCUAUAUAAAUAUAUAAAUAUAUAUAUAUAUAUAUGCAUACAUUAAUAAAAUAUAUAU
Molecule: messenger RNA, 2834 nt
Organism: Cokeromyces recurvatus
Lineage: Eukaryota; Fungi; Mucoromycota; Mucoromycetes; Mucorales; Mucoraceae
Exons: 9
Coding region: 73-2715 (880 amino acids)
Biological process (GO): positive regulation of Rho protein signal transduction
Molecular function (GO): guanyl-nucleotide exchange factor activity
Source: RefSeq, a predicted model, not a curated record